This is a messenger RNA of Vitis riparia (riverbank grape), 1897 nucleotides long. RefSeq names its product ACT domain-containing protein ACR4-like. Bases 277 to 1620 code for a protein of 447 amino acids. Lineage: Eukaryota; Viridiplantae; Streptophyta; Magnoliopsida; Vitales; Vitaceae. The record is from RefSeq and is a predicted model, not a curated record. The transcript is spliced from 7 exons.
GAGAGAGACGACCAAAUGUCGGGAGUGUGAGGUGGGUGAGUGAGAGGUGGGUGGACCCCAGAUUCACCAGCGACAACCCCUGAUAGUCCCAUGCGCUCUUCCCAUUUUUCUCUUCUUUUAUGCGUUGUUCCUGAACUCCUCGUCCGCCUCAGGAGCCACCACAACCACCAUUUCUCUGUCUUUUACCCAUUUCCUCUUUCAAUUCCGGCAUACAAGAGCGAGUUUUUCACAUAAAAAGCAACAAACUCGACCCCCUUGUACACAUAGCCUUUGAGAAUGGAUUGCUGGUCUCCCUCUCUCACUGUUGAUGAUGAAUUUGAGAAGCUCGUGAUUCGAAUGAACCCUCCGAGGGUUACUGUUGAUAAUGCAUCAAGCAGGACAGCCACUUUGAUUAAGGUUGAUAGUGCGAAUAGGCGUGGGAGUUUGUUGGAGGUGGUUCAGGUUCUGAAUGAUAUGGAUCUUAUUAUUAGAAGAGCUUACAUUUCUUCAGAUGGGGAAUGGUUCAUGGACGUAUUUCAUGUGACAGAUCAAAAAGGCAAUAAGCUCUCUGAAGAUGAUGUUGCUGAAAGAAUUCAACAGUCUCUCGGACCUAGAGCACGGAGCUUCCGUUCCUUGAGAAGGUCCGUGGGUGUCCAAGCUGCUAAUGAACAUACAACCAUAGAAUUGACAGGGCGAGACCGACCAGGCUUGCUUUCAGAGGUGUUUGCGGUUCUUGCUGACCUCAAAUGCAAUGUGGUAGCAGCAGAAGUUUGGACCCAUAAUUCAAGAAUGGCAUCGGUUGUUUACAUCACUGAUGAUGAGACUGGAUUGCCAAUUGAUGAUCCUGAUCGGCUUGCGAAGAUCAAACAGCUUCUCCUUUAUGUGCUAAAAGGAGAUAGAGAUAAGCGGAGUGCCAAUACUGCUGUUUCAGUGGGUUCCACUAACACGCAGAGGAGGCUGCAUCAGAUGAUGUAUGCUGAUCGUGAUUAUGAUAUGGAUAGUGGUUCCACAAAUGAUCGGAGCAAACCCCUUGUAACCGUGGAGAAUUUUGCGGACAAGGGCUACACUGUCGUGAACCUAAGGUGCCCAGACCGGCCUAAGCUUCUCUUUGAUACCGUUUGCACAUUGACUGAUAUGCAGUAUGUGGUAUUCCAUGCAACUGUCAUUGCUGAAGGACCAGAGGCUUAUCAGGAAUAUUAUAUCAGGCAUGAGGAUGGGUGCCCCAUCAGUUCUGAAGCAGAGCAGCAAAGGGUAAUUCUUUGCCUUGAGGCUGCUAUCAGGAGACGUACUUCUGAGGGUAUAAGACUAGAACUCUGUAGUGAAGACAGAGUUGGACUACUCUCUGAUGUAACUCGCAUAUUUAGAGAAAACGGUCUAUCCGUCACUCGAGCUGAGGUCACUACCAGGGGUUCUCAAGCUGUGAAUGCUUUCUAUGUCACUGAUUCAUCAGGAAAUCCAGUAAAGAGUGAAACAAUUGAGGCAGUCCGCAAAGAGAUUGGCCUGACAAUACUUCGCGUUAAAGAUGAUGCCUACUCCAAAUCUCCACCCCAGGAGAGUGGGAGGUUCUCGUUGGGUAAUCUCUUCCGAUCAAGAUCAGAGAAGGUCCUUUACAACUUGGGCUUAAUGAGGUCAUAUUCUUGAGCUAUUUCCUUGUUAUCCUAGCUUCUGUCUGAUGCCUGUAAAUUGUUCAGGAUAGUUUGGUUGAUCGUAGAUGAUGCUUUAUAACCAUAUUGACCAGGUUUAUGUCAACCCCUCGUUGAACUCUCGGGUCAGGCCUCUGAUUUCACCUUGUAAAGCUCAUUCUCAUUGUAAAAUAUACAUUUUCCCCAUAAUUCUCCUUGGUCUUAAAGGGCAUUGUAAAUGCAUACAUCGCUCCUUCAUUUCUGCAGAAUCUCAAUUCCAAACUCUCUUUUCUUGU